Molecule: messenger RNA, 1167 nt
Organism: Fomitiporia mediterranea MF3/22
Lineage: Eukaryota; Fungi; Basidiomycota; Agaricomycetes; Hymenochaetales; Hymenochaetaceae
Exons: 6
Coding region: 1-1167 (388 amino acids)
Source: RefSeq, a predicted model, not a curated record
AUGUCUUCAGACACAAAACUUGCACUCCCUGCAUUUCUUAAGGUCCUAACAAAUGGGAAUGUCUCAGCGCAGAAGGCAAUGGUUAUCGCAGCCAAAGUCUACAAAACACACAACACGCCUGGAGCACUAGGUUCUCUCACGGACGCCCGGUUGAAGAGUCUAGGCGUUGAUAGUAAGGAAGACAGGAAAGCUGCGCUCGCAGCCUUCAAGAAAGCGGGCUACAUUUCGUCUGGUAAUGGCGCGGCCGCUAAACCUGGUGGGAGUCUUGCACAGACGAGUAAUGCGGGCGCUGGACCGUCGACUUCUAGCAAGGUUCCGAGUACGGCGAGGAAGCGGAAACGGGAUGAUGAUUUGAACGAAUUCCUUCCUGCUGGUCCGUCUAGUGAAGGUGCUGCACUGGGGAGUUUUGAGUUUAAUGAGGUGGUGGAUGAAGAGGUACUUCAAACCAAAUUGGCGGUUGUCAAUCGUGCUCCUGUAAUGUCUCUCUGGGCAACUAUAGUCUCAGAGAGACUUGGAUUCAAGCGGGAAGAAGCGUUGAGUAUUGCUUCUGCAUACACAGAAAUGAACGCCAUUUCGAAAGGCGUUUCACUUGGUAUUUUUGAGCAAAAGAAGGGUAAAGGCAUUGAACUGGAGAAAGGACAGUCACAGCCGUAUGUGGACCUAAUGGGAAGACGACCAUUAUACACGACUCAAUCUGGCGAAUGGCGCGCACUCCUAAAAGGCGAACCUAUCGACCCGGCUUCUGCAUUCUCUUACAUAUCUCGUGCAUUUCGACAGACUUUGCCCUUCGUUGCAGGAGCAAUGCGCAAAUUAGCAGAUUCAUUUCCACCAGCGGAGUUGAAUGAGAAGGGUUUCGGACUGUACGCUGAGUUCCGGCCUGAUGUCGGUGGAUGGGGACAACGUGCUGAGAUACGAUGUUCGAAUGUUUUGGGAUUGCGUAAGGUGCGUGACAAGGCUUCUUCGGACAUGAACGGGAAAAGUGGGGGAAAUGGAGAGAAGAGGUUCGUGGCGUACGAAGCUCCGGGUCAAGAUGACAAUACGGGCGGUACCGAGGAUAAGGAGGAGCCUCCACCGAAGAAGGCAAAAGACAUGACCGUGGAAGAAUACGAAGCUGCUCUGGAUGCAUCUGGCGACUUUGACGACUUGAUCUACCAUGGUGAAUUUUGA